CUCUUUGAUCUUUGCAAAUGACACGUGCAAUUCAAGUUAGACAAUAAUUGCCACAGGCACAGGUGCUUGCAUGAGGACAGGACACAGCAUCAACCCCAUCCCCUGAGGAUUUUGACCCUCGGGUCACUUGUGACCUUUAAGAUCAAUCAUUCUUUUAUGACAUAUUUCUGGUUCAUUCUAUGCUAAUAUGUAUACGGUGUGACCGUUGGACCGAGCGAAGAAUGUAAUGGUCAUUGGAGUGUCCCAAGUGGUAAUCAUAAUUCCGUUAAGUACGGUAGAUUAUGAUUCAUUUAAAAAUAUAUAUUUUGAAUGAAAUUUUCAUUGCGCUAAACACGCAGUAACAUCUCAGUAUUAAAGGGGUUUAUAUGGGUACAACAGUUUUACGGGAUCCGCCUAUUCAUUGAACGCGGGACAUAAAACGCAAGGCGACGUAAACAGUGCAUCGUGACGUCACAUUUAGCCUCGACUUUUUUCUCGUUUUCAAAGCAAACAAUUAUAAACAACAAUAAUACAUUCCGUAUGCAAUGAAAAGGCGGUUAAAACUAAACAAAAUUAAUCAUUGGAUUCAAAAUUGUAAAAAAAAAAAAAAAAAAAAAAAGUAACCGUAAAUUUAUCGUAUAUUCUUAUUCAAAGAAACUCAUGAACUCGUUCAUCUAUUUAGUCGUAUUACGGUUUUAUAUGUAUUUAUUUGCUGUUACAAUGAUAAUUAUACUAUUCACUUUGAACAAACUGAGUGUUUAAAUUACGAAUUGCACGUCAGAGUCUUCUAUUAUUGGCAUUCUAAAUAAAACACGAAUAACUGUUGAAGCAGGUAAUGAAAAAAUAAAUGGCGGCGCCCAUAUGGAUCACGAAAAUUUCAGUGAACGUAUAUCGAGAUUAUCACUUUUUCUUUUGCUGAUUUUGACUUUUUUUCUUUUACAUACGUGUUACCUUUAGAACCUUGCUUCGCGGACGGGCCUUCGGCUCGUCCGAGCUUCGCUCGCUAUAACUCCGUAAAUUAAACUUAAAGAAACAUUACAUUAAAAAACAAAAACUAACCCGACUAAGCCUAGUGUAAACCAUUCUCUGAUUUGGUAGGUGCUGUAUCCUGUCUUCAAGCACCUGUGGAUUAUAAGGCAGGACAAUGAUAGUUGAAGAACUUCUUCGACAAUAAAUUUAUCGCAUACAUGGUAAAAUUGAGGUAUAGGGGACCCUCGAUAUAAUUAUGCCUAGAUCAUAUCAGGGUUCAUGUCAUUAAAGGAAAUUAUUAGAAUGCAAUAGGUACCUUCCCUGCAAAUUGAUGAAAACUUAUUAUAAACAUGAUGUCAUAUCUAAUAAAGUGAAGACAGCCACUAGGGCUGGGUUCGUUAUAUCAGGAGGCAAAAAUCUGUGACCUUUAUUCAUCUCAGUGAUGGAACCCAGAAGGAUACAACACAGGUUGUGAUAGAUCGAAGCCAAUGCCCCAGUGAAGUAACUGUUGGAAGUUGUGUAACUGUGCUUGGAAAAUAUGCUGAAAGUAUUGGAAAGAAACAAAGUAUUGAAUUUCAAGCUGAAGAAAUCAAAGUUCAGGGCACAUGUGACACACAGAAAUAUCCCUUUCAACCAAGAAACAUCCACUCUAUUGAUUACAUGAGACAACACCUCCAUCUUCGUCCAAAAACAAAUUUUACCUCGGCCAUGAUGAGGAUCAGAAACACCACUACAAUGGCUGUUCACAAGUUCUUCCAGGAGAAGGGAUACAUCUUUAUUCAUACCCCCAUUUUAUCAUCUAACGACUGUGAAGGAGCUGGACAGCUGUUCACUGUUAAGGUUUCAGAUGGCAAAAUUAAUGGGAAUGAAAAAAAAUCAUCAGAGUUUUUUAAUGUCCCAGCAUUCCUCACAGUGUCAGGACAGCUCCAUCUAGAGGCCAUGGCAGGUGGCAUCAGUAAGGUAUACACGUUUAGCCCGGCAUUCAGGGCAGAGAGGAGUGCCACAAGUCAUCAUUUGGCCGAGUUCUACAUGAUUGAAGCUGAACUGUCCUUUACUGAGAGUUUAGAAGAUAUCAUGCAGCUGAUGGAAGGGCUUAUAAAGUUCAUUACACAGGAAACCUUAGAAAGCUCAUCAGAGGAUAUUGGUUUUGUUCACCAGAGGAACUCGGUAUCAUCAGAGCACUUGAAAGUCAUUGAAUCUAUGAUAAAGAAUGAUUUUAUAAGGAUGCCGUAUGAAGAAGCGCUAGAUAUACUAAAUAAAAACAAUGACUCAUCAAACAUACAGUGGGGAGAUGAUCUACAGAGAGCUCACGAGAAAGCAUUAGUAAAGCAUUGUGGGAAUGUUCCUGUGUUUGUUACAGACUAUCCUGAGGAACUGAAACCAUUUUAUGCCAAACAAAAUCCAGACAACCGAACAGUGGCUGGUCUGGAUCUCUUGAUCCCCGGGGUUGGAGAGCUAUGUGGAGGAACACUCAGAGAGGACAGAUAUGACUUACUACAUCAGAAAUUAAAAUCCAAAAGUUUGCUAAACUCACUUUCUUGGUACCUGGAGCUACGGGAAUUUGGCUCCUGUCCACAUGGUGGCUUUGGAAUGGGAUUUGAUCGCUAUCUACAGUUUCUGGUGGGAAUGUCCAACAUCAAAGAUGUUACUGCAUUUCCUCGUUGGACUGACCAUUGUCCACUUUGAGGACGUUAGCAAAUAUUUUUCAUGUUAUCAUAUUCUAAAGAAAUAAAUGGAAAUGACUAUUCAAGUGAAAUUGUGAUCAUAGAUUGCAAAUGAAUACUUGUUCAAUAUA
Ostrea edulis (European flat oyster) is the source of this 2743-nucleotide messenger RNA. RefSeq names its product probable asparagine--tRNA ligase, mitochondrial. The transcript has 13 exons. Gene Ontology annotation, biological process: asparaginyl-tRNA aminoacylation. Bases 1609 to 2634 code for a protein of 341 amino acids. Gene Ontology annotation, cellular component: mitochondrion. Gene Ontology annotation, molecular function: ATP binding; nucleic acid binding; asparagine-tRNA ligase activity. Lineage: Eukaryota; Metazoa; Mollusca; Bivalvia; Ostreida; Ostreidae. The record is from RefSeq and is a predicted model, not a curated record.